Messenger RNA from Gambusia affinis (western mosquitofish), 4722 nucleotides. It is a transcript of the gene hnf1ba, whose product is annotated as HNF1 homeobox Ba. The coding region runs from base 239 to 1936 and encodes 565 amino acids. The record is from RefSeq and is a predicted model, not a curated record. Gene Ontology annotation, molecular function: RNA polymerase II cis-regulatory region sequence-specific DNA binding; DNA-binding transcription factor activity, RNA polymerase II-specific. Gene Ontology annotation, biological process: liver development; regulation of transcription by RNA polymerase II; insulin secretion. Gene Ontology annotation, cellular component: nucleus. Lineage: Eukaryota; Metazoa; Chordata; Actinopteri; Cyprinodontiformes; Poeciliidae. The transcript is spliced from 10 exons.
AAAGCAUCAUGGCAAAGCGGCUCCAUCCUCCCCUCCAACAGGGAAGUGAGUGAAGCAGGCUCGCGGAGCAGGUGUCGCGCGGACAGAAACUCCCCCUCCCUCCGACAGCUCCGGACUCCUGGAACUUUAUUUAUUUAUUUAAAAGUUUUCGUUUUUCCUCCCUUGCUCUCGCUCUCUCUCUUCCCCCGUCGUUUAAUUGCCCUCCAUCCUUCCUCGCGGUGCUUAUGUCGUGUUUUUAAUGUUCUCCAAAAUGGUCUCGAAGCUGACGUCCCUACAGCAGGAGCUCCUCAGCGCCCUGCUGGACUCAGGCGUCACCAAAGACGUCCUGAUCCAGGCCCUGGACGACAUGGACCCCAGUCCACCGCCGCAGGGCUUCGGGGUGAAAAUGGAGAGCCUGCCCGUGUCCCCCGGCAAGUUGAACGGCGCCGACGCGGACUCCAAGCCCGUCUUCCACACGCUCACCAACGGACACGGCAAGGGCAAGCUGUCCGGGGACGAGGGCUCGGAGGACGGGGACGACUACGACACCCCGCCGAUCCUCAAGGAGCUCCAGUCGCUGAACACGGAGGAGGCCGCGGAGCAGCGGGCAGAGGUGGACCGAAUGCUGGCCGAGGACCCAUGGCGGGCGGCUCGUAUGAUCAAAGGUUACAUGCAGCAGCACAACAUCCCGCAGCGGGAGGUGGUGGACAUCACGGGGCUCAACCAGUCUCACCUCUCCCAGCACCUCAACAAAGGGACGCCCAUGAAGACGCAGAAGCGAGCGGCUCUCUACACCUGGUACGUCAGGAAGCAGCGGGAAAUUCUUCGACAGUUCAACCAGGCCACUCAAGCUUCUAUCGGCAGCAUGUCAGACAAAGGCAGCCAGGAUCCGGCCUUUUUCUACCCGGAGUUCAACAUGUCCGGCCCGGGCAUGGGUCAGUCGAGCGAAGAGGUUGGCACUGAGCCCCUGAGUAAGAAAAUGAGGCGUAACCGUUUCAAAUGGGGGCCUGCAUCUCAGCAAAUCCUGUACCAGGCCUACGAGCGGCAGAAGAACCCCAGCAAGGAGGAGAGGGAGGCUCUGGUGGAGGAGUGCAACAGAGCUGAGUGUCUUCAGAGAGGCGUCUCCCCUUCCAAAGCUCAGGGACUUGGCUCUAACCUGGUCACCGAAGUGAGAGUUUAUAACUGGUUUGCCAACAGACGUAAGGAGGAAGCCUUCAGGCAAAAGCUGGCUAUGGACGCCAUCACUGCACCGUCGCACGGCAUCAACCCACUGCUGUCACACAGCUCGCCGCAUCAUCCCCAGACCAGCGUGUCCCCUCCAAUGCGUUACAGCCAAGGCCCCGGCGAAGUCUCCUCCUCCACCGCCAUCAGUCACCACAGCAACAGCAGCCAGUCGGUGCUGCAGCAGGUGUCCCCGGGAGGACUGGACCACAGCCACAGCCUGCUGUCGCCCGACGCCAAGAUGAUUUCAGGCUCGGGCGGAGGACUUCCUCCGGUCAGCACGCUGACCAACAUCCACAGUUCCCACCACAGCCACCAGCAGCCGCAGAACCUCCUAAUGCCGCUGACAGGAGUCAUGGCGAUAGCGCAGAGUCUGAGCACGUCGCAGGCCCAGACGGUGCCGGUGAUCAACAGCGUGGCGGGGAGCCUCGCCGCUCUCCAGCCGGUGCAGUUCUCCCAGCAGCUCCACAGCCCCCACCAGUCGAGCCUGAUGCAGCAGUCGCCCAGCCACAUGAGCCAGCAGCCCUUCAUGGCCACCGUCACACACUCUCACAUGUAUUCGCACAAACAAGAGCCCCCGCAGUACUCGCACCCGUCCCGUUUCCCCUCAUCCAUGGUCACAGACGCCAACAGCAUCGGCACCCUCAGCUCCAUGUCCUCCAGCAAGACGGACGCUCCUGUAAACAAGAUGGUGCAACUCGGGGGUAUCUCCUGGUGUCCUCUACCAGCUUGGUGAGAGCGUCCAACCGACUUCCCCGCUGCCCGGCAACCGGAGCGCAUUUUUCCACCUUCUCGCCGAGGUUAGCAUGACAACUGCUAAUGGCCAGCAGGCGCGCGCGCGCUGGACAACAAGCUGGUCAACAAACACGGAGGGGAGGGCGAAGGGGAGGGGGGCCCGAGUCUGCCGCGCAUGAAUGAUCAACAAGGAUGUUUAUGAUUCAAACUCAAAUCUUAGAAAACAGUAUUCAGUUUAAAGAAAGAAAAAAAAAGUCAUCCCAAGUUGUCACGCAAAGGAACAAAAGCACCAGAAUGAACUAUUUUGAGGACCUUAAUGGAGGCAUUUGGGGUGACUUCAAGACAUUAAACACAGAGAGGACGAGGGGGGACACCUUGUCUGCACGUGUGACAAUCACAACGACCACUAUUGAUCUCGCGCAUACAUUUCUUACUGUUUUUUUAAGGAGUCUUCCAUGUUUUUAUCUGUCCACAUUCAGUUUACUGUACCGCAAAUGAUCGCCUGAAGUCGUUCCUUGUGUAUACUGUGAUUUGAAAAGACUUUGACAAUCUCAAAAGGACUAUGCAAUGCUUUGUAUAACUGGAUUCUGCACAAAACUCCACACACUUGAGGCUGGAAAAGGAAUAUGCACUAUACAGCUGUUGUAAACUGUUGAUAAAAUAACAAACAAAAAAAAGUAGAUUUGUAACGAAUACGCCAAACUGAUUUAUUUUUUUUUUCUUUGUUCUUUUUUUUUGUGAGGGAACUGACUCGUUUUUACACUUUGAAAGCGGGCGCGCAGCCCUUCCCUUUCCACUGAAACCUCCGGCUCUUGUUUGCUCCCAGGCUCAGGUGAAUUUAAGGAAUGGGACUCACCCCUCCACUCGGACUUUAUCUCCUCUCCCACUUCCUGCUAGCGAUGUAAAACUGGACAAAUAUUGUUAAUAACUCCUCGUCAUGAAUCACGGCUCACCGUUAAAUAGCCCUCCCCCUCCCGCCGGGGAAGAACGAAAACAUCGACAGGCAUUCGUAAACACGAAAGAGCGGCGGUGUUGUGACAGCCGCGGCGUAAAGAUCGCGCGGGAAUGCGGGGAAUCUGCUAGGCGCGCGCAAAUAAACACCUACGGUGACAGUAUUUAGGCGUAAGUUCAUAUCCAGACCUACAUUGAUCAAGUUUCCCUUUCGGGGUGACUCGGCUCGUCGCACGUGGACCCACCCAGUCCCCAGCUCACAUUAUUAGGUCAUCAUGUAGUCGUUUUAUGUGACUGUUAUCGGCAUACAAGACACGAUUCCUCUUUUUCUCUCCCUCUCCUCUUAUUGUAUUAUUUUUGUACAAAAUGGAAAUCAAUCGUGAAUCAUUAUUUAUACUUACCGAGAAAAUAUUGGUUUUUGAAGUAAAAAGUUUUUUUUCUAAAAAUAAUACAUGUGUGGUUAUUGUUUUGCAUGUUUAGUGAGCAUAUUUUAUGUUUAUUGGUGUGUGAUUAAAUGUCUUUGAUCAUAAUCAUUUUUUAUUAUAUUUGUCAAAACAAACAAACAAACAAAAAAAACAUCAGUAGAAGAUCAGUAUUGUCCAAACUUUUUUCCCCACCCGAGCCCAAAACUGGCAAAUCUAAACUAGUGGCGGGCCACAAAAUUAAUUUAUUUAAAAAGUCAAAUGAGAUUUUUUGUGAGUUUUUUGUUUUAUAUUUACUUGUACCAUGAUAACAUUUUUAGAACCCUUGAAGAGGCUUUGGACUGCUGGCUAAUUAAAAGAAAAGCAGACAAUUUCCAGAUUUUGGAGGUUAUUGCUUUUCUAUUUUGUUGGCCAAAGUUUUACCGUUCAAAAUUAUUUCAAGGGCUGCAAAUGGCCCCUGAGCCCCACUUUGAAUACCCAUGUUCCUCAAACAUGCAUGAAAGAAUGACGUCAACACUCCAGGUAUGUCUAUAAUCAGGGAGUAACCUUAUAACAUGAUUAUAAAGCUCAAAAAGUUGAUUUUAGAUUAUACAGCUCCUUUAACAAAUAUGUAAAAAAAACCAACUAUUUUUAUAAAAAUUAUCUAUUGAAGCUUUAAGCUGCAUUUGUCUUAUUGUUGAUUUAUUGCUCUAAUUCAGACAUUUUUUUGUUGUCAUUUCGUUAUGUGUGAUUGUUGUUUUUGCAUAUUUAGUGAGCUCUACGGUAACCUACAGAAUCCAUUAUCACGUGUAAGAACGACAGAAGCGAAGAAGUGCCAAUAUUGUCCUCCUGAAUCUUUUCAACACUCAUUUCUGCUUCACUUUAACUGAAACAUUUCAUGCACAGAGUGAUCUGUUUUCAGAUCCUGCAGUGUUGUGAUCCAUAUGACCCACAUUUAGGUCCUGCACCAUGGCUCCCCGCUGACGAAAGCCUUGUAAUCCUCUGACGUUGCUCCAUUUGCCUUUCAAUGAGGCCUUUGAUUUCGAGUCCCGGGAAACCAGUAAAGUUCUGACUUAGACUCUUUCAUUUCAAGAGACACUAAAAUACAAGAGGGUUUGUUUGCAUCUGUUGAAUUUCUAAACACUCCAUCUGAUCCAUCAUUAAGGCCUGAAUACAAACGUAAUUCAUUAGCAGUCUGGAUGUUAGACCUGCAUAGAAGACUGUUUUUGUUGCUGUUUUUAUGUGUUUAACAAUCACAUUUUAACACAUCAGAACAAACGGAAUCAUACAUUUUUAACAGCAAGAACAAAUGUUUAAAUUUAGAUAAAUCCAAAAAUUGCUUAUGGACGUGACAUUGGUCAGUUGUGUUGUUAAAUAAAGGGGUGAUAGAGCAUAACAAGUAACUUCAGAUGAAUUUAAGUCCCGAUAGUGACUG